Jaculus jaculus (lesser Egyptian jerboa) is the source of this 1917-nucleotide messenger RNA. It is a transcript of the gene Eif3d, whose product is annotated as eukaryotic translation initiation factor 3 subunit D. Lineage: Eukaryota; Metazoa; Chordata; Mammalia; Rodentia; Dipodidae. The coding region runs from base 135 to 1781 and encodes 548 amino acids. Gene Ontology annotation, biological process: translational initiation. Gene Ontology annotation, cellular component: eukaryotic translation initiation factor 3 complex; cytoplasm. The transcript has 15 exons. The record is from RefSeq and is a predicted model, not a curated record. Gene Ontology annotation, molecular function: translation initiation factor activity.
GUUUACGGCGCCGGCCCUUGCGCGCGCAUGUUCCCUCCUUGCCUGGGUCCUGGAAGCGCGACUGGAAUUGGCGUCCCCUGGCCAGGCCAUCUGUUGCCAUCUGGGCCGGCGGAGGCCUCUGCAGGUUGUAGAAGAUGGCAAAGUUCAUGACUCCUGUGAUCCAGGACAACCCCUCGGGCUGGGGUCCCUGUGCUGUACCCGAACAGUUUCGGGAUAUGCCCUACCAGCCUUUCAGCAAAGGAGACCGGCUCGGAAAGGUUGCAGACUGGACAGGUGCCACGUACCAAGAUAAGAGAUACACAAACAAGUACUCCUCUCAGUUUGGAGGUGGAAGCCAGUAUGCUUAUUUCCACGAGGAGGAUGAAACUAGCUUCCAGUUGGUGGAUACGGCACGCACACAGAAGACUGCCUACCAGCGGAACCGGAUGAGAUUUGCACAGCGGAACCUCCGCAGAGACAAAGACCGAAGGAACAUGGUGCAGUUCAACCUACAGACGCUGCCUAAGAGUGCCAAGCAGAAAGAGAGAGAGCGCAUUCGCCUGCAGAAAAAAUUCCAAAAGCAAUUUGGAGUGAGGCAGAAAUGGGACCAAAAAUCACAGAAACCCCGAGACUCUUCGGUUGAAGUUCGUAGUGACUGGGAGGUAAAGGAGGAGAUGGACUUUCCCCAGCUGAUGAAGAUGCGCUACUUGGAGGUGUCGGAGCCCCAGGACAUUGAGUGCUGUGGGGCGCUGGAGUACUAUGACAAGGCCUUCGACCGCAUCACCACACGCAGCGAGAAGCCUCUGCGGAGUAUCAAGCGCAUCUUCCACACUGUCACCACCACUGAUGACCCCGUCAUCCGGAAGCUGGCAAAAACACAGGGCAAUGUGUUUGCCACUGAUGCCAUCCUGGCCACACUGAUGAGCUGCACCCGCUCUGUGUACUCGUGGGACAUUGUCGUGCAGAGAGUCGGGUCCAAGCUCUUCUUUGACAAGAGGGACAACUCCGACUUUGAUCUUCUGACCGUGAGCGAGACCGCCAACGAGCCCCCUCAGGAUGAAGGCAGCUCCUUCAACUCGCCCCGCAACCUGGCCAUGGAGGCCACCUACAUCAACCACAACUUCUCCCAGCAGUGCUUGAGGAUGGGGAAGGAAAGAUACAAUUUCCCCAACCCAAACCCGUUUGUGGAAGAUGACAUGGAUAAGAAUGAAAUCGCCUCUGUCGCUUACCGGUACCGCAGGUGGAAACUUGGAGACGACAUUGACCUUAUUGUCCGCUGUGAGCAUGAUGGUGUCAUGACGGGAGCCAAUGGGGAAGUGUCCUUCAUCAACAUCAAGACGCUGAACGAGUGGGAUUCCAGGCAUUGUAAUGGCGUGGACUGGCGCCAGAAGCUGGACUCUCAGCGUGGGGCCGUCAUUGCCACCGAGCUGAAGAACAACAGCUACAAGCUGGCCCGGUGGACCUGCUGUGCUUUGCUGGCUGGGUCUGAGUACCUCAAGCUCGGUUAUGUGUCUCGGUACCACGUGAAGGAUUCUUCACGCCACGUUAUCCUGGGCACGCAGCAGUUCAAGCCCAAUGAGUUCGCCAGCCAGAUCAACCUAAGUGUGGAAAACGCUUGGGGCAUCCUGCGCUGCGUGAUCGACAUCUGCAUGAAACUGGAGGAGGGCAAGUACCUCAUCCUCAAGGACCCCAACAAGCAGGUCAUCCGCGUCUACAGCCUGCCCGACGGCACCUUUAGCUCUGAAGAAGAUGAGGAAGAUGAAGAGGAGGAGGAAGAAGAGGAAGAAGAGGAAGAAAGUUGAUGGAACCCACCAAGCAGGCAAGGCAGGGCGGCCUAAGUGAUUCCACCAAAGCUGGGUCUCUGGUGCUUAGUGCACCUUCUGUGCUCCUGCCUGGCGUGUUCCAGCCGAAAUAAAGUUGAAAGUCCUUUGGUCUGUU